Prionailurus viverrinus (fishing cat) is the source of this 2127-nucleotide messenger RNA. Its product is annotated as T-cell surface glycoprotein CD1a-like. Gene Ontology annotation, biological process: immune response; antigen processing and presentation, endogenous lipid antigen via MHC class Ib; positive regulation of T cell mediated cytotoxicity. Gene Ontology annotation, cellular component: external side of plasma membrane. The transcript is spliced from 5 exons. The record is from RefSeq and is a predicted model, not a curated record. The coding region runs from base 511 to 1686 and encodes 391 amino acids. Gene Ontology annotation, molecular function: exogenous lipid antigen binding; endogenous lipid antigen binding; lipopeptide binding. NCBI's taxonomy places the organism in Eukaryota, Metazoa, Chordata, Mammalia, Carnivora, Felidae.
UGCAUGUGGGGAGGUUUGUGAGAACAGACACCAAAGACCCACUUUCCAAGAGAAAGAAAGAACAUCUGCAAAAAGAUGCUGUUGUUGCAACUGGUGUUGCUCACGGUUCUCGUCCCAGGUGGUGAGGAUGUGGCCCUGCCUGGUCGGUGCAAGAGUGUUUGUCUACAUUUGUGUGAUGUGUGUCAUGUGUGCACAUAUGUUGUUGUGUACCUGUGUGCAUGUGUGUAUAUGUGUGUGAGUAUGUGUGUAUAGGUGCCUGUGUGUGUACCUCUGUGUGUUUCUGCCGUGUGUGCACGUGUGUGGGUGGGUGUCUGUAGGUCUGUGUUUGCGUCUGUGUCUAUGUGCGUGCAUAUCACGUGUAACUCUGGAUGUGUGUGUAUGUGUGUGCAUUGGUGUCUGUGUGCGUGUGCACACAUGGUGUGGGUUCCCCAGAACAUUCCUGGGGAGUGAGGCAUGUCCACCUGGUUCCUCCCUGAGCCUCCCUGACCCCAGGGCCUUGUGCUCUUCUGAAUGAUGGGUGCCAAGCUCGGGGCUCUGGGGCAGCACGCGUCUCCAGAGGGAACUACGGCUCCCUGUCCUCCAGAUUUCGGUGCCCCUCCCUGGCCCCUUUUGCUGAUUCUCUCUCCUUCCCUCUGCCCUCCUCUUCCUCAGUCUGUCUGUUCUUCUGGCACAGACUUCCAGGAGCCAAUCACUUUUCGAAUCAUCCAGACCUCAUCUUUUUACAACCGUGCCCGGGCACAAAAUCAGGGUUCAGCUUGGCUGGGACAGCUGCAGACUCAUGGCUGGGACAGCAAGACCGGAGCUUUCAUUUUCCUGCGGCCUUGGUCCAGGGGCAACUUCAGCAACGAGAAGUUCAUGGAACUGGAAAAGUUAUUCUAUUCAUACUCCAUUAGAUUUCUUCAGGUAUUUCAGGACCAUGUCAGUCAAUGGCAGCUUGAAUAUCCGUUUCAGGUCCAGCUGGAAGGAGGCUGUGAGCUGCACCUUGGAGAAGUAUCAGUAGGAUUUGUGCAUAUUGGAUAUCAAGGAUCAGAUCUCAUGAGCUUCCAGAACAUGUCAUGGUGGCCAUCUCCAAAGGGAGGCAGAAGGACCGAAGAAGUCUGCACACUAUUCAAUCGGUUCUAUGUGAUCAAUGAAAUUAUACACACGCUUCUCAGUGAUACCUGCCCUCAGUUCCUCUUGGGUCUUCUUGAUGCAGGAAAGGCAUAUCUCAAGCGACAAGUGAGGCCCGAGGCCUGGCUGUCCACUGGCCCCAGUCCAGGGCCUGGCCGUCUGCUCCUUGUGUGCCACGUCUCUGGCUUCUACCCAAAGCCAGUGUGGGUGACGUGGAUGCGGGGUAAGCAGGAGCACCAGGGCACCCGACGAGGCGAGGUCUUGCCCCAUGCUGACGGGACAUGGUAUCUUCAGACAUCCUUGGAUGUGGAAGCCAGGGAGACAGCCGGCCUCUCUUGCCGAGUGAGACACAGCAGUCUAGGAGGCCAGGAUAUUGUCCUCUACUGGGAGCAGCACCGCUCCGUGGGCUUGGUCUUCCUGGCGGUGGUCGUGCCCCUGGUGCUUCUGGCAGGUCUUGCGUUCUGGCUCUGGAAGCGCUGGAAAUCACACUGGAGACCUCAGUGCACUGGCCUCCCUUUGGAGAGAGAUCCCAGCAGCCCCGGUUCCAGCACUUACCUAAACCCAGCUCAGUGGUGAUGGAUUUGCAAGUCUCUGUGUGCAACUUUUGUCUUUCCUUUCUGCUCGAUGAUCAGUUGUCAAUAUCGGCCAAGAAUAAUUUAGCGGGCUUUGUUGUUCUCACCUGAUUCUUGGAGUUAAAUUCUACAUUUUCUCCAAGUAAAAUGAAGCCUGAGAACCUCCCUGGGUUACAGGCAUCAGAUGCCACUUCCUCCUGGGAGCCCUCCCUGAUUUUCAAGGGGAAGCAGUCUCUGCCUGCUGAGAAUUUCCAACGUCCAUAGUUUCUCUUUGGCAAACGUAUGACUCACUUCCCAUCCCUUAUUGUCCCCAUUUGGGUCCCUUUUCCAUCCUAAUUCUUAGGCCUCUUGAGAGUAAAGUCCAUGUCUUUCUAAUAUUUGUAUCCUUGGCAAGGAGUCUCGCCUGCAUGGAAUAUGUCCUCAAUAAAAGUCUGUGUUGAAUUGA